Molecule: messenger RNA, 2749 nt
Organism: Salmo salar (Atlantic salmon)
Lineage: Eukaryota; Metazoa; Chordata; Actinopteri; Salmoniformes; Salmonidae
Product: interleukin-18 receptor accessory protein
Biological process (GO): interleukin-18-mediated signaling pathway
Molecular function (GO): interleukin-18 receptor activity
Source: RefSeq, a predicted model, not a curated record
UAGGAAACUGGUGGUCAUGUUUUCACAUUGUGCAUCUCUGAGGGGAGCCAGUAUCAGAUAUGAUUGGUUUCCAACCAUCUAAGAGGCAAGCUGCACAGACUAGUGGCUAAAGAAGAACAGGGCAGUGGAAUGCAGGGAAACUAGUUCAGAUGCGUCCCUUUUCAUUUACUAGGAAAGGACUGACAGCUAUUUGUCUGGUUUUAGAGUGGUGAAAGAGAUUCUGUUUCCAGGAAACCCAGAUCCUUGUGACAGUUAUGACACGCAGUGCUGGGUUUGAUAUUGGAAUGAAUGAAGUGCUGAGUUUGAUAUUGGAAUGAAUGAAGUGCUGAGUUUGAUAUUGGAAUGAAUGAAGUGCUGAGUUUGAUAUUGGAAUGAAUGAAGUGCUGGGUUUGAUAUUGGAAUGAAUGAAGUGCUGAGUUUGAUAUUGGAAUGAAUGAAGUGCUGAGUUUGAUAUUGGAAUGAAUGAAGUGGUGGAUUUGAUAUUGGACUGAAUGAAGUGGUGCGGAGUGAUGCACCCUGGACCGCCACUGGCUUUAGCAAUCAUCGCAUGUUUUCUGCAGAGAUACUUCUGUGAAAGUCGCUGGGACAAGGAAGAAGGUUUGAAGCCACGCCCAGAGACGUACGGCUACAAAGCUUUCUCUGGGGAGGGGUUUGUCAUGCAAUGUAACAAACCACAGUCCACCGGUCUCUGUCAGCGCCUCUACAACAUCACAUCCAGCUCUGAGGAAGCUGAUUGGUCGAGGGCCGAGGGGGAAACCAAUAGAGACAGAGAUUUCCUCAGAGAUGACGGGGCCGUGACAGGACGGGGGAACGCGCUCUGGUUCUCUACCGUUACCGCAAAGGACUCUGGGAAGUACACAUGCCACACAGGUGGUAUGGUGAUCCACUUCUAUGUGGAGGUGCUGGAGAGGGCCAGCCUGGGGUGCAGGGACACAGAGGAGAACAGGGUCACUCUGGUUCUGGGCAAAGGUGGCAGGAUCCCAUGCCCUGGGAUCAAAUGUCAGACACAGAGGUCAGAGGUCACAUGGUACAAGGAUGCCAGGCCUGUGUGUGAGAUACAGGAGAAGAGGACUAUCUCUGUGGUAGACAGGUAUACUCUUCUGCUGGGUACUGUCUAUGUGAGUGAUGCUACACUGUAUUUCUGUGACUACACCUAUGAAGACAAUGGGAUCCCCUGGACAGUCAGGAGAUCUGUUAACGUCUCGGUCAUACCAGCUGACACCACAGACCCUCCACAGAUUACUUAUCCCCAUGGCAACAAGGAGGGUGUGGAGCUGGGGGAGCCUCAUAAUCUGAGCUGUCAGGUGCAGUUUGGGUUCCAGAGAACCUUUGACCCAGUGGUCCAGUGGUGGAUCAGUUCCCAUAGCAACCAUGAAGGCAUGAUGAAACUGAUGGAGAUGGAGGCACAGCAGGUGAGGGAAAGGAGUAUUGAAGAGUUUGAGUUCACGGUCACCAGGACAGCUCAAAUCCCGGAGGUGACCCAGCUACACCUGGACUCCACCUUCACCUGUCUGGCCCAGAACUCUGUAGGCAACAGCAGCGUCACCAUCAGGCUGAUAAGGAAAUCUGCAGUUUCCCGUGUGCUGGUGAUAGUGUGUCCGGUGGUGUCUCUGCUGUUUGUAGCUGGGCUGGGCAUUACAGUGCAUGUCUACUGGCUAGAGCUCUCUAUUCUCUACAGAAUCUACCUGCCAUACAAACAGACCACCACAGAUGACAAGGAAUACGAUGCCUUUGUGUCCUACGUGCCCAGCUCUUCCUCUGAGGAGGUGGGGGGACGAGGAAGAGGAGUAAGAGAGGAGCCACUGGAGGUGCUCCUGCCCAGGGUUCUGGAGGGGCAGUGGGGCUACCGCCUCUUUCUGCUAGAGAGAGACCUGCUGCCGGGUGGAGCGUAUGCAGAGGAUGUGGUGUGUGCGAUCCGCAGCAGCAGGCGACUGGUGUGUGUCCUGAGUCCUGACUACCUGGCCAGUACUUGUCUGUUUGAACUGGAGACAGGCAUCAGAGCCUUACAACAAGACCCACACCUCAGGCUCAUCCUCAUCUGGACCAGCCCCAACCCCAGCAGCCCCAGCACCACCAGCCCCAGCACCACCAGCCCCAAACCCAGCAUCCCCAGCACCACCAGCCCCAAUCCCAGCAACCCCAGCCCCAGCACCACCAGCCCCAACCCUAGCCCUAGCACCACCAGCCCCAACCCCAACCCCAGCCCCAGAAUCACCAGCCCCAACCCCAGUCCUAGCCCCAGCACCACUAGCCCAACCAGCAGCAGGCCUCUAUCUCUACCCCUGUCUCACACCCUGGGCCUGGUGGCUUCAGCCUCACCGCUGCCCCCACUGGUUCGGAGGGCCAUCAGAGUCCUGCCUGCUCUGCACUGGACCCCCCAGGACCAGGGAAGGAUGAUAACUAGCUCCAACUCUGGAUCACGGUUCUGGAGAUCCCUCCACAAGGCCAUGCCAGCCCAGAGUGGGACUGGGACAGACACAUAGACACUCUUAGACAGUGUAAUGACUGUCCUGAUCAGGUCGGGUUACAGGAGCCCACAAUCCUACAGGGUCUCUCUCAACCCCCAACAGAGGAGGAGAGAUCUAGGGGUCUGAAGAUGUGGGGGUUUUAUGACCCCUCACGCCCAUGAUAAACCGUAGGCCACAGAGAAAUUCCUUUGUCCUCAUUAUGGAGAACUGGCCUCAGAACAUUAAACAUGCAAUAAAGGGACUUUGGAACAAUGGUUUCCGUCAGCCACAAUGGUGGUCAU